AUGAAAAAUCUGAGUAUGACCAAAUAUAUAGAUAAAACAAAAUGUGUGUUCGAAAUAGAACCGUUAACGCGUGUGAAGGUGAAGGAAAACGUUACAAAUAAUGAAAAAUCUGCAUUACAAAUCAUAGCGAUAUUAACAGGAUCGUUCGUUGCAUUUACCAGUGGACUGCUCUACGCUUGGCCUUCUCCUUUUUUACUUAAGAUUACUCAAGAUAAGGUAAAUUACAAUAUAUCUGAAAAUGAAGCCUCCUACUUUACUAUCACACACGCAGCAGGAAUGCUCAUUUUACCCAUCUUUUUGGUGUCAAUUUCCCAAAUUAUUGGCAGAAAAACUAUUCUAAACUUAUCAACUGUGCCUUAUAUUAUAAGUUUUAUUUUAAAAGCUUUUUGUACAAAUAUAUGGUUACUGUAUUUGGCGAGGUUUCUUGCUGGAGCUGGAGAUGCGAUAGUGUUUGCUGCGCUUCCUGUAUACAUAGGGGAAAUUUCGACACCUAAAAUACGAGGCAUAUGGGGAAACUCUUUUAUAAUUGCUGUAUUUUUAGGACAAUGUGGAAUGAAUAUUAUUGGGAGCUAUUGCAAUGUACAAUUGACAUCUUAUAUAGGUUUAGCUAUACCAGUUCUAUUUUUAAUAAUUUUUAGUUUUAUGCCUGAAUCUCCAUAUUAUCUAAUAAUGCGAAACAGACUUGAAGACGCAAAAUCUAGUUUAAGGUGGUUAAGAUGUAAGGAAGACGUAGAAUCUGAAUUUACAGUUAUGAAAGUAUCUGUUGAAAAACAAUCACAAGAAUGUGGUUCCUGGAAAGAUCUAAUAAGCAUCAAAGCCAACAGAAAAGCAUUAACUGCUGGCGUAUUUCUGAGAAUAUCACAACUGCUCACGGGUGUUUAUGUUUUUGCUGCAUAUACUCAAUUUAUUUUUGCUAAAGCAGGAGGUAAUAUUAGUCCUCAAAUGUCAGCUAUAAUUUACACUGGAGUCACUGUUCUUAUGUAUUCAUGUGCAGCAUAUUUAUCUAAUAAAAUGGGACGAAGAAAGGCGUAUAUGAUAUCAAUAUUUCUGGCAGGAAUUGUAGUUUUAUCCGAAGCUACAUAUUUUUACUUAGAUACGGUACAUACAGAAAUUAACUUGGAAUCCUGGAAAUGGUAUCCUUUAGUGGGUAUGCUUCUAUUUGUAGUAGUUUCCUCGUUUGGAGUGGGAAUUAUACCAACAUUAAUGUUGGGUGAACUGUUUGCAACCAGUAUUAAAUCUAAAGGUAUUAGUGUUCUUACUUGUACGUUUGCAGGCAGUAUAAUUAUAACCAAUAAUAUUUUCUAUUACUUAAAUUCUGCUACUGGUCUAUAUGGACCAUUUUACCUGUUUGGUUUUUGUAAUAUUGUUUUUACUUUUAUUGCUUACUACGUUGUACCUGAAACUAAAGGAAAGACGUUAGACGAAAUUCAACAGAUUUUAAAUGAUAUGUAA
This is a messenger RNA of Diabrotica balteata, 1452 nucleotides long. NCBI's taxonomy places the organism in Eukaryota, Metazoa, Arthropoda, Insecta, Coleoptera, Chrysomelidae. The record is from the annotation of a GenBank genome assembly.